AUGUUAUCGUAUCGUCUGGUAAUACAUUAUACACAUUCUACUGGUAUUGCUGGACUUGCGGAUGUCCACUUGCAAAUUUGUGUUAUUAAAUCAGUAGCAUUUAUGACAAGAACACAUAUCAUGGUACAGAAUACGAACAAAUUAAUUGGUUAUAUACCUGAUCUAAUUGAAAUUUUACAAAAUAAGAUGGGAUUUAUUUCUCGCAUUACAUUAGCAUCAUCGAAUCAAACUUAUAAAGGAUUAAUUCAAGCUGGAGAAAAUGGUUUUUGUGAUUUGGUAAUUGAUGAUGUUACGAUUACAGUUAGAAGAAGAGUAAUAGUUGAUUUUUCUAGUACAAUAUUUGAUAAUUCUCUACGCAUUGUUAUUCGACACACAACUUCUAACGAUGUGAAUCUUUUUUCAUAUCUAAGACCAUUUUCAUCUAGUUUAUGA
Rotaria sp. Silwood1 is the source of this 432-nucleotide messenger RNA. The record is from the annotation of a GenBank genome assembly. NCBI's taxonomy places the organism in Eukaryota, Metazoa, Rotifera, Eurotatoria, Philodinida, Philodinidae.